Oppia nitens is the source of this 1738-nucleotide messenger RNA. RefSeq names its product RNA polymerase I-specific transcription initiation factor RRN3-like (gene Tif-IA). The transcript has a single exon. Gene Ontology annotation, molecular function: RNA polymerase I core binding; RNA polymerase I general transcription initiation factor activity. The record is from RefSeq and is a predicted model, not a curated record. Bases 77 to 1738 code for a protein of 553 amino acids. Gene Ontology annotation, biological process: transcription initiation at RNA polymerase I promoter. Gene Ontology annotation, cellular component: nucleus. NCBI's taxonomy places the organism in Eukaryota, Metazoa, Arthropoda, Arachnida, Sarcoptiformes, Oppiidae.
CAUAAACACAACGUGUUUUCAAAACUAAUGUAAAUAUUAAUAAAAAUAAUCACAUUUUGAGUCAUUUGUCGAUACUAUGAGUGCAAUAAAGCGUAACAAAUCGGUKACUAAUCGGCCAAAUGAGGCCAAAGUGGUCACCGAUUUGAGUGAACUGCUGGCCAUUAGUGACAAAUCGGAGAGAGAAAAGUCUUUUAAUGUUUUGGUCAAUCAUUUACUUCUUAAUAAAUGUUUUGCAGACAAAUGUCACGAUUUGGUACAACUGUUGUCACAAUUGGCCACUGAUUUGGUCCGAUGGCAGACAUGCGAUAAGUUAAUCGACAAAUUGUUACAAGAAUUAAAUGUUUGGACCAUUGAUGACAAAGAAGUAUACGCCAAGUACUUCCACGUGAUAUCCGAAGCAAUCAAUUUGAAACCAUUCAAAUGUCCACAACUUCUUGAGACUAUUGUUUUACAGAAGUUUAACGGAUUGUCAAAAUUCAAAGACGAGACACAAAUACAACCGCAAGAGUUAACAAUGUUUGAUGAAAUGCAUUCACUUUUAUCACACAUAAAGAUCGCAAAGUUUGAACACACGUUCUUGAGAUGUAUUGACCGCAAGUUUCCCUUUUUGUCACACAUUUCUUGUGUCCAUUCAUUUCAAUGUUUUGUUUAUAAUGUUUUUAAAGUCUAUGACUAUAUAACAGCCAAAUAUAAACAUAAAUUGUUGUCUUUGAUCUUUGAGAAGAUCAUUGAAAUGGAUAUUGCGGUCACUUCUGAUAAAAACAAAAUAACUGAAGACGUCUUCAUUAUUGAUGACUGCAAUACUGCCAUGAAAUCAAUACAGACAACUGUUUUAGACAAUACAUUACAAAUAUUAUUUGAUUUUAUCGAAAAUAAAGUAACCAAUAAUACUAAAGAUGAAAAUGAAGAACUAUUUGAUAUAAUUAAGUUGUUGUUUCCUCAAGAUAUCUUGCAAAUGGUCUCUUGUAAUCAUUUACAAUACGURUGGCUUUAUUUGUGUUAUCUUUCCAAUCAGUUUUUUGAUCAAUUUAUUGAUUAUCUUUGGGAUUUGGGACAUAAUAAUGAAGUGUCACUCGAUAUCCGUGAGAAAUGUUUGUAUUUCAUGAGUUCUUUAUUGAAAAAUGCAAACUUUGUGGCCAUCGAUACAGUGAUGACAUUCAUGAAUAUGUGUACCGUUUGGUUACAUAAAUAUAUUGAACAAAAUGAUAGAUCAGUUGAUCAAUUGACAACUGAAGAUACUAUAUUUUAUAUAAUAUGUCAGAUAUUAUUUGACACUUUCUGUUCAAUUCAUUCAGAUUUGGAUAAUCUUAGUCUCAGAAGAGUUAAAGCAAUGAAUUUUCAGCGAAUAAUUAAAUGCAAAUUAAAUCCAUUGGCUGUCUGUCACCGGGAGAUUGAGUCUAACUUUUUGUCGUUAGCCCGACAUUACCAGAUUGGUUACACCGCACAGAAUGUCGACUCCAGUGAUGAUCGACUCAAAUAUCCUGAAGAUGUUUUGCACAGCGGAUCUUAUGUUUGUCCAAAAUCAAUGACAAGACUUCAAGAUUAUUGUAAACAUUCUAUCAAUUCUUGCGAUAACUCAGUGAAAGACACAAACGAUAGGUUAAAUCGUUUCAAUACCAGCGAUGACAGCGACCAUAUGUUUGGUUCUUAUAAAAUGAGUUACUCUCCAUCCAAGACUCUGUGGCAAAAUCUUUUAAGCGAUUCGUCACCAAAUGAUCAUCAAAUGGAUUGCGAUUAA